Molecule: messenger RNA, 2721 nt
Organism: Abrus precatorius (Indian licorice)
Lineage: Eukaryota; Viridiplantae; Streptophyta; Magnoliopsida; Fabales; Fabaceae
Product: small G protein signaling modulator 1
Exons: 12
Coding region: 224-2314 (696 amino acids)
Biological process (GO): activation of GTPase activity
Molecular function (GO): GTPase activator activity
Source: RefSeq, a predicted model, not a curated record
GGUCUUUUCAGUGUGUUAUUUGAGCGAAUGGCGAUGGAAGCAUGGAGGAGCUCUUCCUCAACCUGAACGCUUCAAACAUUCACACUUCAUUCUCAGAGAUCGCAUCGCAAACACUUUGCGUUUCAAUAAAUCCAUUCUAUCAGCCUCUUCGAUCCUUUCAUUAGCCUUCCCAUUCCAUUCCUCGCAUUUCGGGGUUGCUGAGAAGGUGUGCGAGAGGAGUGUGAUGAAUUGUGGCGAGGAAGACAAGAAAUGGAAUUGUGGAAAAGCUGGUGCUGUCAAUUUGCGAAGAGUGAGUUCCAUCGUACGCGACAUUGGGGAUCCGUGCCUCUCUCAGUCGCCUGUAAAGGUUGUUGUAACUGUAAAGAGGAAGCUUAAACCAGACAAAUGGCAAGCCAUGUCUGAUGGUGAAGGAAAGGUGUUUGGUUUCCGUAAGGCGCUAAAAUUGAUUGUGUUAGGGGGUGUAGAUCCAUCAAUAAGACCUGAAGUUUGGGAGUUUUUACUAGGUUGUUAUGCACUUAGCAGCACUGCUGAGUAUCGAAGAAGGUUGAGAGCAGCUAGGAGGGAGCAUUAUAGUGAUCUGAUUAAGCAAUGCCAAACAAUGCAUUCAAGUGUAGGAACUGGUUCAUUGGCAUAUGUUGUUGGAUCCAAAGUGAUGGAUAUGAGGACUUCAUCCAAAGAUGAAAGGAAAGAGCAACCUAAAAUAGAAAGAUCGACUUAUAAUUAUAAUGAUAUUGAAGUAGGAAAACAUAGUGAUAGGAGCAUUACUUGUACAGAGGCAGCAGAUGCAAGCCAUAGGGAAAGUUCCAAUAAUGGGGUUGAUCUAUUUAGUUUGAGAGCAAGCACUGAUAAUGCAACAUAUGAUUCUUCUGGUCAAAGAAACUCUAGUUCCCCAAAGUUAGAGAGAGAAGCAGAGGGAUCACAUUUUGUGAUUGACAGUAGUUUUGAUUUUCCUUCUUUACCUGUCUCUAAUCUGUUUGAAAAGAGUGGUAAAGAUAAGAAGUCAGGCACAGAGCAUUAUGAUAAACUUCCUGCACAGGACAAAUCCAGAUUUGAAGAUGACAGUAUGCAUAGUUUUCGAAUUAAUAACAAUGUAGACUUAGUUAUUGAAUCUAAUAGCCAACAACCUCUUGCUGCCUUACAUCCCAUGGACUCUGAAAUUGAAAUUGCUUCUCCUGAUGAGGAAGAACCGGAAUUUCUGUCUGACAAACCAGUUUAUGAAUUACAAAUGGUAAAUCAACUCAAAAUUUCAGAUGUACCACAGCCAGCAAUGAUAAGUGCCUCGGUUUCUCAAGAAUGGCCUGUCAGUGAAGAUAGAGUAUCAGAAUGGCUAUGGACCUUGCAUAGGAUAGUUGUUGAUGUUGUGAGGACUGAUAGUCAUCUUGAAUUCUACGAGGACGCAAGAAAUUUAGCUAGAAUGUCAGAUAUUCUUGCUGUCUACGCAUGGGUUGAUCCAGAAACAGGAUAUUGUCAAGGUAUGAGCGAUUUGCUGUCUCCCUUUGUUGUAAUCUUUGAGGAUAAUGCAGAUGCAUUUUGGUGUUUUGAGAUGCUUUUAAGGAGAAUGAGAGAAAAUUUUCAAAUGGAAGGCCCAACUAGAGUGAUGAAGCAGCUGCGAGCAUUAUGGCAUAUUCUUGAACUGUUAGACAAAGAAAUGUUUUCCCACCUGUCAAAAAUUGGUGCUGAAAGUCUCCAUUUUGCAUUUCGUAUGUUGUUAGUUCUCUUUCGGAGAGAGUUGUCUUUCAAUGAGGCUCUUUCAAUGUGGGAGAUGAUGUGGGCAGCUGACUUUGAUGAAUCCUUGGCAUUUGAUUUAGAAGAGAAUUGUUUGGAGGCCUUGGAGGUACAUCUUCCUAGAGACUCAAGCAAUGAUAUGAGAGAAGAAAUUGAAACUAAUGAUGGCAGCAUGAAGAGUGGUUCACAAUCAAAUCACAAUGAAAAUGACAACACAAAAGCCAGCCUGCAGUCAAAUCAUGGGAACACUAAUGAUGUCAAACUGAAGUCACACUCAUCCCAUAGCUUUUGUGGCUUGGCAAGGAAUAUCUGGCCAAGAAACAAUCAAGUUCAAAUGAACAGUAUUUCCUCCUUAACAAGAAAAGAAACUGAUGAGUUGGCCAUAUUCUGUGUCGCAGCAAUUCUAGUUUUAAACCGCCAGAAGAUCGUUCGAGAAACUCACUCUUUUGAUGAUAUGAUAAAGAUGUUCAAUGACAAGAUGUUGAAGAUCAACGUAAAAAGAUGCAUAACAACAGCAAUCAAACUCCGAAAGAAAUAUUUUAACAAGGUAAUCAACAAAAAGAGCUAUGUUGCACAGCAAGGAAACUAAGGUUAUAUCAUUGUAAUAUGCUCGACAUAAAAGCACUGAAUCACAAAGUAUCACUUGUAUGGCUCAGCAUUCCCACAUUGGAGUUUGGUGUUAUAACUUUUUAGCCAUUACUUAUCCACUUUGGACGGGAGUCUUUGUAAGAUAAAGUGAUUUUGCUUUUGGAGGUUCACCCAGCUGUUGUACUUCGUUACUCUUUUUUUAUGAGCCAGUGAAAAGAUUGACAAGGGGAUCUUUCAUCACUCUGGUUGCUCCUCGGUUUGAUCACUUUGCAGUCUUGGAUUAUUGGCACAGAUUAUGCAACUAAAUUUCUUUCAUUGUACCUUUGCUUCAGCUCAUAUUUCUUGAGAAAAUCUUAUGCGAGAAAGGGGAAUAUUAUAGUAUAUGUAAACGUAUAUAGUCAAUUUUUG